Molecule: messenger RNA, 539 nt
Organism: Aspergillus fijiensis CBS 313.89
Lineage: Eukaryota; Fungi; Ascomycota; Eurotiomycetes; Eurotiales; Aspergillaceae
Exons: 1
Coding region: 127-477 (116 amino acids)
Source: RefSeq, a predicted model, not a curated record
GGCCACACUCUUUGCGCACUCGGGGUCUGCCGGUUGGAUUCGAGUCGAAUUCCCCUUAACACAAUUCCCCUUAACACCUUUAUCCCUUUCCUCUUUUUUCCUCCACUUUUGCUGUAUUUCGGACUUAUGUUACUCGCGGUCUGCUUUUUUUUCUUUGCCUCCACCUCCCCCUCGUCUUACCCCUUUGUCCCUUUUAUUUUUACUUUUUUUUUUCACUGCGUCGAGGACUCGUCGGUGGUGGGAAGAUCGGGUCUGUUAUCUGUAUCUAAUAAAGAAAUUUGUGGUCUCAAUGCAUCUCCUCGCAAGUUCUUUUACUCUGUACGCUUUAGAGUCAUCGUGCGGGCAGUUUCCUUGGCAUCUCCAACCCACACUGUACUGUACAAUAGUACCUUUCUUGUAUCGCGAGUAUCGCGAAGUUUCACUGCGACGGUCAUCAUCAAAGAUAAAAUCCCCAACCAAUGGAACAAGAUACGUUGAACUACCAAUAUAUACCUGAACGAAGAAAAGCCACCUAUCCUGUACUAUACACAGGCCAGUCA